AUGGUCGACAAGAUGAAGCAGCUCUUCCUACUCUACCUCCUUGGGUUCAUCGCCAACUCUUCCCAGAUCGAAGACAACAAAAUCCCCAGGCUCUGCUCAGGACAGCCAGGCAUCCCAGGCACCCCAGGCCUGCACGGGGGCCAGGGGCUGCCAGGCAGAGAUGGACGAGAUGGCCGGGACGGGGCAAUGGGGAUACCAGGCGAGAAGGGCGAGAUGGGUCCUCCUGGACCCCCCGGCCCCCGCGGGGAGGUGGGGAGCCCCGGCGUGGACGGCCUGCACGGUGAGAAGGGUGCACAGGGCGAGUGUGCGGUGGCCCCUCGAUCGGCCUUCAGCGCCAAGCGCUCCGAGUCGCGCAGCCCGCCACUGGCCGACCAGCCCAUCCGCUUCGACGUGGUGCUCAUCAUGGAGCAGGGCCACUAUGACCCCGCCACAGGCAAGUUCACCUGUGAGGUGCCCGGCCUCUACUACUUCGCUGUGCACGCCACCGUCUACCGUGCCAGCCUCCAGUUUGACAUCAUGAAGAAUGGCCAGUCCGUGGCCUCCUUCUUCCAGUACUACGGGAAUUGGCCGAAGCCCACAUCGCUCUCGGGGGGCGCCCUGGUCCGCCUGGAGCCCGAGGAUGAGGUGUGGGUGCAGGUGGGCGUCGGGGACUACAUCGGCUUCUACGCCAGCGUCAAGACAGAUAGCACCUUCACCGGAUUCCUUGUCUACUCCUACUGGCAAAACUCGGCUGUCUUCGCAUGA
This is a messenger RNA of Tinamus guttatus (white-throated tinamou), 744 nucleotides long. RefSeq names its product C1q and TNF related 5 (gene C1QTNF5). Gene Ontology annotation, molecular function: protein binding. The record is from RefSeq and is a predicted model, not a curated record. Gene Ontology annotation, cellular component: plasma membrane; cell projection. Lineage: Eukaryota; Metazoa; Chordata; Aves; Tinamiformes; Tinamidae.